AUGGUAGGUAUAUGGGGAAUUGGCGGAAUUGGAAAAACUACGGUUGCUAAAGCUGUCUAUAAUCAGAUUGCCCAUGAGUUUGAAGGUAGAUGUUUUCUGAAAAAUGUCAAAGAACAUGGACACCUAGCUCAACUACAAGAGCUUCUUCUUACAAAGAUGCUGGGGAACCUGACAUUUAAGGUGUCCAAUGAUGAUGAGGGAGUCGGGAUCAUAAAAACAAGGCUGAGACAAAAAAAAGUUCUCAUAGUUAUCGAUGACGUGAAUAAUGAGAACCAGUUAAAAAAAUUAGUGGGAGAUUCUGAUUGGUUUGGCCCAGGUAGCAGAAUUAUCAUAACAACAAGGGAUAUGGGUUGUUUGGAUGCCCAUAAUGUUAAAAAGAUAUAUGAGGUCAAGAAACUAAAUGAUGCAGAUGCUUUGAGGCUCUUACGUUUGAAUGCCUCCGAAGGAAAUAGAAGUCUAGAUCAAGAUACUAUGGCAAUUAUUCAUGACGUACUUCAUUACAGUCAAGGCCUUCCAUUAGCUUUGGUCGUUAUAGGGUCACUUCUACGUAAUAGGAGUAGAGAUAAAUGGCCAGCUGCACUAAGAAGUCACCGAAAAUCUGGUAAGGGAAUUCAUGAACUCCUGAAAAUAAGCUAUGAUGCACUGGCCGAUGACGAGAAAGAAGUUUUUCUUCACAUUGCAUGUUUCUUUAAAGGUAGAAACAAGAAUUAUGUGAUAGAUAUACUGGGGGGUUGUGGCCUCAACCCCGGAGAUGGUAUUGACGUACUAAGAAAAAUGGCCCUCAUUAGCAUCACUAAAGAGGAGGAAAUUUGGAUGCAUGACCUGCUAGAAGAUAUGGGCAAAAAUAUAGUUAUCCAAGAGUCACCAACUGAACCGGGAGAACGAAGUAGAUUGUGGAAUUACGAAGAUGUGCACCAUAUUUUUGUGGAAAACACGAUAAAAAAAAAUGGCAUAAAGGUUAGCGGUGCUAUUGACAGAGAACUAUUCAAUGAAGAAAUUGUGUGUGUGGAUUAUCUGCCCAACGAAUUGAGGCUAAUUGAUUGGGUGGGUUGUCCUUUACGGUAUUUUCCGUCGAACUUUUAUCCGAGGAAUCUUGUUGUACUCAAGAUGGAUUUCAGCAGCCGACUACCACUGACGCGAUCUGAGAUAGUGAUUCCACCCAUACUUGGGACGUCACCACUGGGGAAGGGAUUACAGUUAUGUGGAAGUUUAAAAGAAGUUACGGUUGGGGUUCUGAAGAAUCUUGUUAAUUUGGAACUUAGUAGCAACAGAGAACUUAGUAAGUUCAAAAUUGUGGGGGAGAUGGAAUCCUUGAAACGCCUGAAUCUGCAGGGCACUGCCAUCAAAGAAUUGUCUUCAUCGUCAAUCAGAUAUCUCAAAAAUCUUGUAUAG
Molecule: messenger RNA, 1392 nt
Organism: Rosa chinensis
Lineage: Eukaryota; Viridiplantae; Streptophyta; Magnoliopsida; Rosales; Rosaceae
Product: TMV resistance protein N-like
Exons: 5
Coding region: 1-1392 (463 amino acids)
Biological process (GO): defense response
Molecular function (GO): ADP binding
Source: RefSeq, a predicted model, not a curated record